Molecule: messenger RNA, 4442 nt
Organism: Papilio polytes (common Mormon)
Lineage: Eukaryota; Metazoa; Arthropoda; Insecta; Lepidoptera; Papilionidae
Gene: Alh
Product: protein AF-10
Exons: 27
Coding region: 337-3186 (949 amino acids)
Biological process (GO): regulation of transcription by RNA polymerase II
Cellular component (GO): nucleus
Molecular function (GO): histone binding; nucleosome binding
Source: RefSeq, a predicted model, not a curated record
AUUACUUUACCAAACUCUAUUGCUUUAUACAACAUGGCUUGUGGUGGUUAUUGAAAGUUAUAGUGUUAUCUUCUUUAGCAACAAGUGUCAAUCAAUAUUUUUGUCAUAUGACUUUGCAUAUCGGUUAAUUUUAUUUAAGAGAUAAUAUUCCCUAUGAGUUUUAAUUGUGUGUGUUGACUUCAUUUUUUUAAAUAAUUGCUAGGAGCAGGUGAGAUGACAUGCUUGUCAAUAAUCAGUGAAAAGAUGAAUGAAUGAAUUAUUACUGGGAUUUUGGUAUUCCUCAACAAUGAGCGGAUAUUUUUUCUCUUGAAUUUGAAUAAUAAUGAGGAGUACAAUAUGAAGGAGAUGGUAGGAGGUUGCUGUGUGUGCUCGGACGAGCGAGGUUGGCCCGACAACCCGCUGGUCUACUGUGAUGGCAAUGGAUGCACUGUUGCAGUACAUCAAGCAUGUUAUGGGAUAGUGACUGUACCAACUGGCCCAUGGUUCUGCAGAAAAUGUGAGAGCCCCGAAUUCAAAGGAAAAGUACGAUGUGAAUUGUGCCCUUCAAAGUCUGGUGCUCUCAAACGCACUGAUACAGGGGGAUGGGCCCACGUGGUCUGCGCUCUAUAUAUACCUGAAGUCAGGUUUGGGAAUGUUACAUCAAUGGAGCCCAUUGUAUUACGACUUAUACCACCAGAGAGAUACAGCAAGGUAUGCUAUAUUUGCCAAGAUUCUGGCAAAUCGCACCGAGCUAAUGCAGGUGCCUGCAUGCAGUGCAAUAAAUCAGGAUGCAAACAACAAUUCCACGUGACUUGUGCUCAGAGCCUCGGCCUGUUGUGCGAGGAGGCCGGCAAUUAUCUGGACAAUGUUAAAUAUUGCGGCUAUUGCCAACAUCAUUAUGGUAAACUGAAAAAAGGCGGUAACGUGAAGACCAUCCCUCCUUACAAGCCGGUCCCGCAUGAAAGUCAUUCGAGCGACUCGAGUGAGAAAGAGGGCGGAGGGUCUCCUUUGGCUAGCGGCAGCGGAACACCAACACACCCAGCUAAAGCUAAAGGGUCGCGCAAGUCAUCUCAUAACAGCAGUGUACCAGGAAAGAAUACACCGAACGCUUCAAAAACACCUACAAAUUCGGGACAACAAUUGGAAGCAGAUUCCGGUCAGGAAGGGGAUCAUUCUUCAACGUCGCGGAAACACAAAUCUACAGACAAACGUGGAAAAUCCCAUAAAUCGGUAGACAAAAAGAAACCAUCGCCUUCACGUCGUGGAUCGUCCACCGGGGACACGGCUGGUAGUGGUAGCAAAAACAGCACCCCAGCGCCCUCUCCGCAACACACUGCUCCAGAACAAACAUCCACGCCACCUGCCAAAGUGUCGCCGGCACCUAAUACAGCUCCAAUCAUACCAAUCAACACUGCGAAGAUACCUCUACCGGCGUCCCCGCCGACGGUCAAGACCUCAGAGCCCGUAGGCCUUGUCAAUUCUGUCGCCCCUACAUCGACUGUAUCAUCUACUACAGUAACUACUGCUAUAAAUAACACGCCAGUGUGUCUUUCAAUGGUCCCCUUGCCUCCAUCGAAAGGGCCGUAUGUAGACAGUAUAAUUACCAACAUGGAUGUAGAAACUAAACAAACAAAGAAGAGGAAGGCUCUUUCUGCGGCCAGUACACCGACCAGGCCAGUUGAUUAUGCAGCUACACCGCCGCAUUCCGCGCCCACUGAUAUGAGUGCUCCGAACAGUACUCCAAUCUGGGAGGCUGCUCAUCCUCCGAAUGAUGUGCCGAUGGAUCCUGUUGACAAGGUCAUCAAAAAGGCAAAGACUGAGGAACCUCCGCCAGUGUCUCACUUCCCGAACUUGAGCCCCGCGCCCCCGCCCCCGCCGCCGCCGCCCCCCGCUCACAGCCCUGUUCUGAUGCCCAGCCCAAGACAUCUUCCCAGUCCUAAGCCAGGACCUAGCGGAAUAAAUAGCGUUACAAAUAUGAGAUCCCCGUCACAUUUGCAGGGCGCGAAGGCCGAGCGGGACAUGGCCACGUCGCUGCUUGUGUCGGUGCCCUUGCCGUCUGCCAGCCAAGGUCUCAACCUCACCGCGCACUCACAGGUCCCAAUAUCGGUCGCACAUACAACGCCAUACCAUAUCCCACUAUCCGAGAUGCCUGGCCCUUCGCAUGUAUUCCAUCAACCGCCAAAACAGGCUGCUAUGGACCCAGGUGUUCCCAGUCACUCGCCUCAUGCUAUACCUGGCAGAACAACUUGGGGCGGUCUCAACGUCUCUUACGAAAUGCAGCAAGAUAUGAACAAACCUGGUGUGAGCGGUGUGCCGGGGUCAAGUAAGGAUCCAAACGCGGCAGCCAUGAGCCCAAUACCGGGGGCUAUAAGGAACAAGAAACGCGCCGCGGUGUCCUCCACCCUCGUUUCCAUGACUACAGUACCACCUCCAACUCCUAUGCACUCGCCCUCGACACUUAACCUCGCGAACAUGCGUAGGCCGCCUCAGUCUACACCGCCGCUAAUGUACCAAGACAUUAAAGAUUCUCCGCCAAGUUCACCCAAUUCGGAUCGUCCGUUGAAGCCUAAAAUGGAACAUAAUUUGUACAGUCGUCUUGGCGUGAACUGCCCCGCGCCUCAUAUGUUGGGUAACGAGCUGAAUCCUGAGAGCGGAGCGGCAGCGCGCUUGCAGGAACAACUUAGUGCGGAGCUGGCCGCGCAUGCGGCUGGCGGCAUCGGUGUUGAGCCAUUAGUUCCUCCACCACUCAUCAACAGAGCUGCUUCGGGGGGCUGGCCUGGAGAUGGCGCUGCGAUCGCGGGUGUUAGCGGUUUAAGCGGUCGUGGGCCAACAUCAAGUGCCCAAAGUCUGGAUCAGUUGUUGGAAAGGCAAUGGGAACAAGGCUCACAGUUCCUAAUGGAACAGGCUCAACAUUUUGACAUAGCAUCAUUGCUGUCGUGCUUGCAUCAGCUCCGAACGGAGAAUGUCCGCCUUGAGGAGCAUGUGGGCAGCCUGCUGCAAAGGCGGGACCAUUUGCUGGCUGUUAAUGCCAGACUUGCCAUUCCUCUCACAGCUGUGGCGGCAGGUCCCCCGGAGCCGAGUCGAUGCAUGCGGGAUGUGUCUCAACUGCGAGCUACUCCCGGACCAGUACGACCCAAUGAAACUAUCACUUCGGAGCGUUCGCAUCAGCUGAUAAUGCGCGAGGUGCAGCAGCAAAAGCCCAGCUGAAACCAGGAGAGUGGCGGCGCCGCCGACCCUAAUGCGCUGCGAAACGUACAGACGUACAUAUACUUAGAGCAGCGCCGCCGCCCUGAUUUCUCCAUCGAUUCUAUACUCAAUUACGAUAAUUAAAUUCACGUCUAGCGUUUACCAUCAAAAAUAAUCGAUGUUGAGAAAACUUUUACAACGCAAUUGUGUUUGUGUAGUUUUUAAUUAGUGUAAUAAUUUAUUAGAAUGUCAAUCGUAUCUUAAAUAUUAGGUACUGUUGAUAUUUUAAUGUAUGGUGAUUUAAAUCGCUGAUAAUCGUCAAAUGUUAAUUUGAAGAUUAUUAGCAAUUUGCUCAUUUAUUUUAUAAGAUCGACAUUUUAUUUUAAAGUUGAUAACAUGGGUGUCGCCAGGGCAUUGGCCCUCCCUUAGAGAAUAGUAAAAAAAUAUUAUAGAUAUGUAAAUUACUUCGAAAAUAUGAUGUUAAAGUCCUUAUCCAAGUAGUUAAUUCCAAAAUUAAUUAUUUCUUUAUCAAUUCGGCCAUAUAUAGAUAUGCAAACCCUUAGAAAAAAAAUAACAAUCCUCUCCCUUAGAUGGCGACGCCCUUGGAAUAUAAUAAUCUAGUUCAAACAUUGGACUUAUAGUAAACCUACUGACCGGACAAACUCUCGGAAUGACUAGACGAAACAAUCGUCACAAUAAACGGCCAACAACUAAACAAUACAAAAGUAUUAACAAACGAAAUCUCUAUUGCUUACAAAUGCAAAACGGACAAAGUAAAAUUGAUGUUGCUAAAAACUUAUAGCUCAAGUGAAGGACUUGUUAAAUUUGCACAUAUACGCGUUCAGUAAAACAGCCAUGAAGUGAUUGUUGACACGAUAUUGUAACGUGUUAAAAAGAUUGCUAUAACAAUGGACACAGUUAUACGUGAAUUUUAAUGUUAUAGUGAAUAAUUGGUGUAUUAAAUGUUUGCUUGAAUGUUAGUUGAUUAUAAGAUUUAAUGGCCUCUAUAUGUUUACUAUAUAUCAUAUUUACAUUAAAACAAUUACUGUAUUGAUGUUAAUAGCCCCCAGAUGUUGUUUUCUAUAACAUAAAGACGUGGGUUUACAUUGUUAAAAAUUAGAAAACUUCCUGAUUUUUUGAUUAAACCCGAGAUAGAAACAUGACUAUGUACAGUGGAAUCUCACGGUUACAUAUUUCUAUACUUCUUAUGUUUUGUAAUUUUGUGUUUUUUUUUUAAAUAAUGACUUUGAUGUAUUAAUAUUACAAUGUUAUUCUAU